CUUCAUUUAGAAAAAAUAAAUAAAAUAAAAAUAAUUAAAUUAUGGGGCUAUCGAAUUUUUCAAGCCCAGCGGAAGGGGUGCUGCCAAUGCUCGUAAUGAACACAGUGAUGUCAGUUGCUCUCGUCAAGAACAAGAUUAGGUCAGUCCUCGGCGGCGGCGGCGGCGAUCAAGAUUCCGAUGAAGAGUACUACUACGCCGGCGGCGACGACUCGAGGUCCAGAAGGGUGUCCAUCACGCGCUACGAGUCACUAUGUAGAAACCGGUGCGGGUGCUCACAGAGAGGUCGGCGCGGCGGCGGUGAGUGGCAGAGUACGGUGGAGUGCAGUGUGUGCUUGAAUAGGUUCGAGGCGGAGGAGGAAGUGAGUGAGCUUUCUUGCAAGCAUUUCUUCCACAAAGGUUGUCUCGACAAGUGGUUCGAUAAGCAGCGCGUGUCUUGCCCUCUCUGCCGUUCCAUUUUCUGAAUAUAAAAAAUAAAAAAAUAAAAAAAAAUUAAAUGUAGUCUGCUUUGGAGGGUUUUAAUUAUUAUUUUUGUUCAUUAAUUCCCUUCAUAUAUUAAUUUAGCAGAAAAUACAUAUAUAAUACAAGGGCAGUUUCGUCUUAAAGGUUUUGUAUUUUCUGUGUGUGUUUGGAGAAAUUUAUUAAAAUAACAUAUACAUAAUACAUACACUAGCAAUAAUCUUGACAAGGGCUAAUUAGUAAUUACGGAAUUAUUAUGUAAUAAGUAGAAUUAAGAUCAAAGCUAGCCAUUCAUGGACAUCCAUCUGUCCCCAUCGAACCUCCGAUGCUCCAAUGCGAUGAAGGCCUCCGCCUCAACAUCGAUGUUUUGUUUCACAACCGUCUCGUUAUUACAAUGGGGCCCACUUGAUGAUCCGUGUAAUGAACUAGGUUUUUUAUUAGCACGAUCGAUCGGAACCGAAUUGUCCAGCACUACUAAUGUGUGUGGCAUGUGCUCGAGUUCGUAUUGCUCGUACGCGUGGUCUCGUGGCCUACGCACUUGGUGCUUUGUGUUGCUUUUCUUUUCCAUUUCUGUUUUUUUGUUAAAUAAUCUAUCUUUCUCUCUCUGU
This is a messenger RNA of Erythranthe guttata (spotted monkey flower), 1064 nucleotides long. Its product is annotated as RING/U-box superfamily protein. Gene Ontology annotation, molecular function: zinc ion binding. Lineage: Eukaryota; Viridiplantae; Streptophyta; Magnoliopsida; Lamiales; Phrymaceae. The record is from RefSeq and is a predicted model, not a curated record.